Messenger RNA from Terrapene triunguis (Three-toed box turtle), 1773 nucleotides. It is a transcript of the gene CHODL, whose product is annotated as chondrolectin. The transcript is spliced from 7 exons. Gene Ontology annotation, biological process: positive regulation of axonogenesis. The coding region runs from base 453 to 1334 and encodes 293 amino acids. Gene Ontology annotation, cellular component: cytoplasm. Lineage: Eukaryota; Metazoa; Chordata; Testudines; Emydidae. The record is from RefSeq and is a predicted model, not a curated record.
UGUGCCAUAAGAGCUGCAGUGUUGCGCGUGGGGCGGUUCACACCGGAGGGGGCUGGCGGCAGCAGCAGAAAUCAAUAGUCUGGGGCUGGUUUUUCCCAGGCACAACAUCUCGGGCUGGCUAUAUAACAAGGAGCAUCCACACCCCUCUCAGCAUCAGCAGGAGCCGCAGCCCCCGAGAGAGAGGCACAGGCAGGGCGAGGCACCGGGGGAGAGAGCCCAGCGAGGGGGGAGUGGGCAGCAAGGGGCAGCGCGUUCCUCUGGCCAAGGGAAAUGUGCGGAGCUGCCGCAGUUUGGGACUCGCAGGGCGCGCUGCUGCUCUGAGAGCUCGCGGUGCUGGUGCAAGGGGGGGACCUGUGGCUGCUGGAGCAUCUCCAAGGGGGGAGUGGUGGGUGCAGGUGCAGCAGCCCGUGCUUGGUGCCGCCUUUGUUUUCUGUUGGGACUCGCCCGUCGCUAUGAGCGCCUCUCCCUCCAGAGUGAUCCCCCUGCUGCUGGGUGCCGUGAUGCUGUGGGGGCCGAGCUGCCUCUCCCUGCGAGUCCUCAGCGGUCAAAAAGUGUGUUAUGGAGAUAUCAAGCAUCCCUGUUACAAGAUAGCCUACUUCCAGGAUUUGUCAAGACGUGUGGGCUUCCAGGAGGCCCGCCAUGCCUGUGAAAUCGACGGUGGUGUGCUUUUAAGUCUGGAAAGUGAAGCUGAACAGAAGCUCAUAGAAAACAUGUUACAAAACCUCACUAAGUCAGGCUCUGGGAUUUCUGAUGGUGACUUCUGGAUUGGAUUGUGGAGAAGCGGAGAGGGACAAGCAACAUCGAGUGCUUGCCCUGAGCUCUACCAGUGGACUGAUGGAACCAUUUCAUCAUUCAGAAAUUGGUAUACGGAUGAGCCUUCCUGUGGAAGUGAAGCUUGUGUUGUGAUGUAUCAUCAACCAACUGCAAACCCUGGCCUGGGGGGGGCUUACCUUUACCAGUGGAAUGACGACAGAUGCAACAUGAAGCACAAUUUUAUCUGCAAGUAUAGUCCAGAUAAUGUCCUAGAAAAAGAACUAGGUGACAGAACAGACACAGAUUAUGAGGUUUUUCCAUCAGUGGCAGCAGGAAAGCCUUAUGAUGAAAACAAACCAGAAGAUAAUUCUCAUGUAGUUGUUACUGAAACAGGUAUAAUUCCAAAUUUAAUUUAUGUUGUUAUACCAACCAUACCACUGCUGUUGUUGAUAUUAGUGGCUUUUGGUACGUGCUGUUUCCAGAUGCUAAACAAAAGUAAAGGAAGAACAAAAACCAGCCCAAACCAGUCCACAUUAUGGAUUUCAAAGAACCCCAGGAAGGACAGUACCAUGGAGGUAUAACAAUUUAAUGACUGAAAACAAAGCAAAAAUAAUAUUUUACAGUCGGGCUCUAUUAUAAUGUCAUCUCAGCACAUUAGCUUGGAAUGGCUUGAGAUUGCAAUGGAUCAGCAAGAUGAACUGUAAGCUCCCCCUUGAGGCAACUAUUCAGAUCAUUUUUGUAUGUAACAUUUGAUUAUUAAUUAAAUGAAACAUGUCAUGCUAAAUAAAGAAAGAGGAUGUGUCUAUUUUGCUAAGGGAAGUAACUCGGCUACAACUGAGCAAUGGAAUGGACAAUGCAUUUGAAGUUUAUAGGGGGAAAUAUCUACAAUAUGUGUCAGUUUUCAAAUUGUUUGUAGUAAUCAUAACAUUUUUAUUUCCUGUAGUCCCUCAUACAUUCUACUUUAGUUGAUGUACUGUAAAUUGAAUGGACAUAAAUUUACAGUGUAACAAAAUAAUUUAU